This is a messenger RNA of Capsella rubella, 852 nucleotides long. Its product is annotated as 2-oxoglutarate-Fe(II) type oxidoreductase. The transcript has 11 exons. The record is from RefSeq and is a predicted model, not a curated record. Bases 1 to 852 code for a protein of 283 amino acids. NCBI's taxonomy places the organism in Eukaryota, Viridiplantae, Streptophyta, Magnoliopsida, Brassicales, Brassicaceae.
AUGGAAAAUAAAAGUGAGGAAGAUGUCUCGAUCAUCAAUGUUUCUUCUCUUUCUUUCAUAGAUUUCAACAACACUGAUCUUCAUCAGUCAGCUGUUUUGCUUAAGAAUAGCAAGAAGUUCUUUGCUCUUCCUUUGGAAGAGAAAAUGAAAGUCUUGAGAAACGAAAAGUAUCGAGGCUAUGCACCGUUCCAUGAUUCUCUCUUAGAUCCUAAGAACCAAGUUCGAGGGGAUUACAAAGAGUGUUUUACCAUUGGAAUGGAAGAUGUUUUGCCUGGAUGGCAAGAGACAAUGGAGAAAUAUUAUCAAGAAGCAUUGAGGGUUUGCAAGUCUAUCGCAAGGAUAAUGGCUUUGGCGCUAGACUUGGAUGAGGAUUACUUUGAUACACUAGAGAUGCUUGGAAACCCAAUUGCUGAUAUGUUCUUGGUUCACUAUGAAGGCAUGUCUGAUCCCUCGAAAGGGAUCUAUGCAUGUGGAGCACAUUCUGAUUUCGGAAUGAUGUCUCUCUUAGCAACUGAUGGUGUAACGGGACUUCAGAUAUGCAGGCAUAAAGAUGUGAAGCCUGAAAAGUGGGAAUAUAUACCGUCGAUUAAAGGGGCCUAUAUUGUGAAUAUUGGUGAUCUGCUUGAACGUUGGAGUAACGGCUAUUUCAAAUCUACAUUACAUCGGGUACUGGGGAAUGGUCUGGAUAGAUACUCUAUUCCAUUAUUCUUGAAACCAAGCCACGACUGUAUUAUAGAGUGUCUUCCUACUUGCCAGUCCGAGAACAACCUUCCCAAAUGUCCAGCGAUCAAAUGUUCAACGUACAUCUCCCAACGUUACAAAGCAGUACAUGCGCAUCUUAAAAAACCCUAG